ACCAAGUGGAAACACAUGGCACCCUCCUUGACUUUCCUUUUCAUACGUUGGUGGCGUACUUCAUCGAUUGCAUCAUCUGAGGUACAAAUAGAUGAUAACUGUCCGUGUCAAGUUAACUACCCAAACCGCAACCGUACACAUAGCGCAAGGGGGAAUUGCGGGGAUCGAAAAAACAGCGAAGCAAAAAUGUCAGGAGGAGCAGCAGGGACUGCGAACAAUUUACUGAAGAUUUUGUGUAUCCAUGGCUACAGGCAGAAUGCAAAAGCCUUUCGUGAAAAAACCGGCUCACUUAGAAAAGCUUUAAAAAAGCAGGCUGAAUUUGUGUACAUUGAUGCUCCAAAUGCAAUAUCUUCAACAGACAAUGAUGAAAAUGUUGAUCAGCUAGGCUGGUGGUUUUCUAAGCCUAAUCAAUGCUUUAAUGCUCGGGAAGAUAGUACAUUUUGUGAAGGAUAUGAAGAGUCUGUGCAGGUGGUAGUGGAUGCAGUCAAAGAGCAUGGUCCCUUUGAUGGAAUUCUAGGAUUCAGCCAAGGUGCGUCUAUGGUCUCCUUUAUAUGUUCAUUACAAUGUAAAGGAGAUUCAAGAUUUAGUUUUGAUUUCGCCAUUCUAGUUGCUGGUUUUAAAAGUCUUAAUAGUAUGCAUGAUUCACUGUACGAUCAACCUAUUACCAUUCCAACAUUACAUGUAUUUGGUGACACCGAUAAUGUUAUACCCAAAGAAAUGAGUGAACAAUUACUGAAAUAUUUUGUUGAACCACAAACUCUCGGACAUUCUGGAGGUCACUUUGUACCUGCCUCAUCACCUCAAAAGAAAGUUUAUGUGGAAUUUCUCAGUCCUUAUGUAGAGAGGAAGCUUAAGAAUUCGUGAUAGGAAUCACAACCUUAUUGUUUUAUAUUUACAAAAGAGUUUGUAAUGGUAAACAAUUCUAAAGAUAGGUGAUAGAUUAAAAAAAAAUUUAUAAUUUGAUGUGUUAAAUCCACUCGGCAAGUGUAAGAAUAAUUAGCCAAACUCAAUUCGAGAAUAAAACAAAUUUAUAACUUUCCUUCACAACUCACUCCAGGAUACUCCAGCCUUUGGAUCAACUGUUGAUGUAUUAGGUUGUGUGCAUAGAAAUCUGAUAUAAUAAUGCGGCAGAAUUUUACGGCUGACAUAUCAAAUUAUCCCUCAUACUCUAUAUCUACCCUGGCUGCAGUUUGGGAUGGUGAAUUAAUUAUUCCAAGACCUUACCUCAAUUCCACUGAAUGUUGUUUAAAUUGCUUCAAAAACACAUUUUAUGAUCAAAUCCAGGAGCAAAUGUAAAUGUAAAUCUAGACCUGCUUCUUAUUCUAGUGAGUUUAAUAAUUAGUAUUUUUAAUUAAUAUUUUGUUUUGCUUUAAAUUUACUUUGAUAAUGUUGUUCUUCUCUUGAUUUGUUCACCUGUAUAAUAAAAUAAAUAUUUUUAAAGGAUUUGUACAGUA
Messenger RNA from Anneissia japonica, 1454 nucleotides. RefSeq names its product esterase OVCA2-like. Bases 16 to 864 code for a protein of 282 amino acids. Gene Ontology annotation, biological process: response to retinoic acid. The record is from RefSeq and is a predicted model, not a curated record. The transcript has 10 exons. NCBI's taxonomy places the organism in Eukaryota, Metazoa, Echinodermata, Crinoidea, Comatulida, Comatulidae. Gene Ontology annotation, cellular component: nucleus; cytoplasm.